AAAUGGCUACUGAGAAAGUAUCAUUUUUAGAAAGUCAACAAAGUAGGGAAGUCAUAGAAUUAAGUCGACUUCUGCAGGAAACUAGUGAUAAUGUUACAACGACCCCUUCAGGCUUAUUACUAUCAGCUAAACGUCCAGUUGUGAAAAAAAUACUGGAAGCGAUGGCCUCUGGGAUAGACGUGUCGUCUUUAUUUGGCGAUGUUGUUAAG
Molecule: messenger RNA, 209 nt
Organism: Scutellospora calospora
Lineage: Eukaryota; Fungi; Glomeromycota; Glomeromycetes; Diversisporales; Gigasporaceae
Source: the annotation of a GenBank genome assembly